GCGAGGGCGAAAACGCGACGUGGGGACCGCAGUUUUACCGCAUCAAGGCAAAUUCGUGUUGUGACGUCGUCGCGGAAACGGUAAAACGUAAUCUAGCGUCGUCUAGCGACAAAUCAAGGAGCCAAUAGCAGUAAUCGCCGAAAAAAGUCGGCAACACUGCACGAUGUCAACGUGCUGUUCAUGGUAGGAUCGCGUAGUAAACAGAGGCAGAGGUGCGAGUGGAGCUCAUUACUACUGAAGAAAUCUAGGCACAUUUCACAAGGAAUCGCUGUUCGUCGAAUGAAGCUUUACCGACGAGAAAAUAAUAUGGAUACGUUUAGAUGGAUUAUGCUGCUGGUUUACAAAUCUAGGACAACGUGAUCUCGAGGAACAAUAAAUCAGCUAUUUUUCAUCCAUGGUGGUUGCAAGUUGUAAAGCGAUGGAUGGUAUCGGGAACACAAUGCAGAAGAAGGCUGCGGAGCUCGAGCGCAUGGCCGAGGUUCUCGUUACCGGAGAGCAGUUGAGGCUGCGUCUCCAUGAAGGGAAGGUGGUUAAGGACCGCAGGCAUCACCUGAGGACGUAUCCCAACUGCUUUGUGGCCAAGGAGCUGAUCGACUGGCUGCUGGAGCACAAGGAGGCGUCAGACAGAGACACGGCCAUCAGGAUCAUGCAGAAACUCCUGGAUCAGAGCAUCAUUCAUCACGUUUGUGACGAGCACAAGGAGUUCAAAGACAUGAAGCUGUUCUAUCGCUUCAGGAAAGAUGACGGGACGUUUCCUCUGGACAACGAAGCCAAGGUCUUCAUGAGGGGACAACGGAUAUAUGAAAAGCUCAUGAUGAACACAGAGACGUCCAUCCUAGCGACUCGGGAAGAAGAGGGUGAGACGUUUGAACGGACGCUGGUGGCCUCCGAGCUUGUUGAUUGGCUGCUGGCGGAGGGAGAGAUGGCGACCCGAGAGGAGGCGGAGCAUCUUGGACGGAGGCUUCUAGAACACGGGAUCAUGCAGCACGUGACCAACAAGCAGCACUUUGUGGAUGGAGGGCUGCUGUACCAGUUCAGACUGAACUUCAGAAGGAGACGGCGUCUGAUGGAGCUGCUGAACGAGCGCUGCCGUACCAUCCCAGAGAGCCACGACAGCCCCUUCUGUCUCCGCAAACAGAACCCAGAGGGAGGCAACACCAGCUUCCUGUCUGUGAGUCCUACUAAAGAGAUGAAGAUGAUAGUGGGUAUCCGUCGUAGCAGCAUGAGCAGCAGCUGUGGCAGCAGUGGUUACUAUAGCAGCAGUCCCACCCUCAGUAGCAGCCCCCCGGUGCUCUGUAACCCAAAGUCAGUGUUGAAGAGGCAAGUGAGUCCUGAGGAGCUGCAGACCCCAGGAGGCCCUUACAUAAAGAAGACAUUCACAAUCGUGGGGGACGCGGUGGGCUGGGGCUUCGUGGUGCGGGGCAGUAAGCCCUGCCACAUCCAGGCUGUCGACCCCAGUGGUCCCGCAGCUGCAGCUGGGAUGAAGGUGUGCCAGUUUGUGGUCUCGGUCAACGGGCUUAACGUGCUGUCUCUGGACUACAGGACAGUCAGUAACCUCAUCCUGACCGGGCCCAGGACCGUUGUCAUGGAAGUCAUGGAGGAAGCAGAUUACUGAAGAGGCAGGCUAUCACGUGGCAGGGGGCGUGGCUGAGCAGAGUAGACCCAAGGCAGACCCUAAAGACACCAUGGAGAUAGACGUGCCUUUAUGGAACUCUAUGAAAACUCUCUCUGGGCUUCUAACUCUAUGGAAAACUCUCUCUAGGCUUCUAACUCUUUGGGAAACUCUCUGGGCUUCUAACUCUGUGGGAAACUCUCUCUGGGCUUCUAACUCUUUGGGAAACUCUCUGGGCUUCUAACUCUGUGGGAAACUCUCUGGGCUUCUAACUCUGUGGGAAACUCUCUGGGCUUCUAACUCUAUGGGAAACUCUCUCUGGGCUUCUAACUCUUUGGAAAACUCUCUCUGGACUUCUAACUCUAUGGGAAACUCUCUCUGGGCUUCUAACUCUUUGGAAAACUCUCUCUAGGCUUCUAACUCUUUGGAAAACUCUCUCUAGGCUUCUAACUCUUU
Messenger RNA from Salvelinus namaycush (lake trout), 2068 nucleotides. It is a transcript of the gene deptor, whose product is annotated as DEP domain containing MTOR-interacting protein. The record is from RefSeq and is a predicted model, not a curated record. The transcript has 11 exons. Gene Ontology annotation, molecular function: protein binding. Gene Ontology annotation, biological process: negative regulation of TOR signaling; intracellular signal transduction. Bases 395 to 1615 code for a protein of 406 amino acids. Lineage: Eukaryota; Metazoa; Chordata; Actinopteri; Salmoniformes; Salmonidae.